GGAACAAUACACCCUCUUCAUCUUUUAUUGGCGAAAAUCCUAACAAACUCUGAUAAGCAUGGACGGAGGGCGAACGAUGACGCCGUUGGCGAGGUUGCUAACCUUCUGCGCCUUCCUGGAGCACCGCCUGUACACGUCGAGUCUGACGUUGCUGCGUCGCAUGUUCACCGACUUCUACGCCGGCAACGAGCACACGCUUCAGGACUUCAUGCGGCUUGGGGCGACUGUCGUGACUGUGAUGCCCAUGGAGAGGAAGGGCCCUCGACAGUUGAAGGAAGCCACACGGCUGUUAGAUGAACAGAAGCAGGGAAACGUCCACGAAACGUCGACUGAGAUGGACCCAAAUCAACAGACUCAGAUGGACGCUCCAACGUCCUGCGUCUUCCGCUAUCUUUCGGCUCGUGUGGCCACUAGGAACAUUCUGUGGCUACGCGAUAUGUUCCACGAGUUCUGUCGGGGAGAGGAUGCGUUGCUACGCCAGUUCUUGCGGCGCGGCGACCAAGCGAUCAGUGUGAUCCCUGUGGAUAUCCAGGCCUUAUCUAUGGUUCCAUUGCCUCCGCCGCCGUUAUCAAUCGACCCGACGUUUAGUGUAGCAAUGGCGGAGACGGGGGUUCGAUCUGAGGCAUCGCCGGCACGAUCAAGAGAGCAGGAACAGGAGCAACAGUCUGGCAGUGAGCCGCUUUCAGAGACGGAAUUGCGUGCGCGUAUUAUGGAAGCGCUUGAGCGAUUGGAAGCGAAGGAGCCGUGGAAGGCAGUUUACAACCCCGAGAAGCUAUCGCUGCCGUUUUCGCGAGUCAGAUAUCCACAACUGGCUGCAGUAUUGCAUGAGUUCUGGCAGAAAAACGCUCGAGCAGUUUGGGAGCGUAAAUUUUGGUCACCGCUGUCUCGCUCACGCAAUCUCGAGCUGCACAACCAGCGACGAUGCCGCCAAAUUAAGGCCGUGACCUUUUUCGAGAAGAAAGUGAUCAUACCCAUUUACAACGAGUUUGGAGCAAGCAUUUUCAUCGGUAUGGAUAAGCGCGCUAAACCUUGUAGCGGAUGGUAUCAUUUCGACCAGGCUGUGGACUUGUUCACGCUGGCCCAGCGUAACGGGUUGCCUGCGUGUCUGCAAUAUGUGGAGUCGGAGGCAUUCAAGAGGUUCCCCACAGUCCCUGGCAAAAAUCGUAGCAACUACGCUCGAGUGAAUGGAAAAAGCCGCAGCAUGUGGUCGUCAUCAGAAAGUCUAGGACAAAUUUUGGGUGAGAUCAUCGCUUUGAAGGCCAAGUCAGAGGCCUGCAACAAAUCUGUCGAACUGUAAGUGCAAUGCAAAAUUUAACCUCACGUGCCUGACACGUACUCAUUUCUUGGCAUGAUGAAGCUUUGACGUUUGUCAAGUGGACGGAAUCCAUUUGACGAAAAGACGGAAAUAAUUCUCUUAUGGAAUUGGCUCCAUGUAUUUAAUUUGAUGACAGUUUCUUGUGCUAAGAGGUAGCGUUAGUGUGUUCUCGCAUCCACACCAAACUAGCACUGACCUCCAUAUUCUCGGUUCUUUUGUGCCUAUCGAAGCACACAAACCAGCGGGGCAUCCCCACUGUUGCUCGAUGUUUAUUUGUUAGCUUGGU
Phytophthora nicotianae INRA-310 is the source of this 1601-nucleotide messenger RNA. RefSeq lists its product as hypothetical. The transcript has a single exon. Bases 59 to 1297 code for a protein of 412 amino acids. The record is from RefSeq and is a predicted model, not a curated record. NCBI's taxonomy places the organism in Eukaryota, Oomycota, Peronosporomycetes, Peronosporales, Peronosporaceae. Gene Ontology annotation, cellular component: BLOC-1 complex.